Molecule: messenger RNA, 1421 nt
Organism: Strongylocentrotus purpuratus (purple sea urchin)
Lineage: Eukaryota; Metazoa; Echinodermata; Echinoidea; Camarodonta; Strongylocentrotidae
Exons: 5
Coding region: 843-1421 (192 amino acids)
Source: RefSeq, a predicted model, not a curated record
GCAUGGCUGAAGAAAACGGCCACCCUCUGAAGCGACUAAUAAUUUACGAGUUCCGGAAAAGGAUGUGACACCCAAUUUCUCAAUACAUCAGCGUAUGGCGCGCGCGGGAAACCAAGAUGUAUCAUAACAGUUUGCCUUUGCGCGGGUACCUCUCACACGAUUUUAAUGGAUGAUGCUGGUUUUGACAAGAACUGCUGGAUAAUCGGAAAUAGUACGUAGCGUGACUUCGCUAUGUGUUUUAUUGUGCUCAUCACACGUUUAUGCCUAAUAACAAAUCGUUCUCUGAACCCAAGAUCGAUGGUGUAUACAAGUAUGCAUUGACGUGUUCCUUGAGUUUGUUCGACAAGAUGAACAUGAGGAUUUCAAUGAGGAAAUAUAUUCGCGGGUGUGUGAUGCGUCCAAACUUAGUCCAAUAUUUGGUUUUGUUAUAUUUUGUAUGACAUCACUCUGCUUUCAUGCCAUGCUUGAUCCAUCAUCUGUUAAAGGCGUCCACGUGUAGCACACAACAAUAAUUCUGUUGACAGCUGACUGGUGGUAAUGGCGUCGGUGAAUGAGAACCAUAGAGAUAUAUAAUGGCCGCCGCUCCCAAGUGGCGUCACUCCAGAUAUUUUAUCUGAAAUCCAGAGAACAUUUCAGCCUUUGCAAUGCCUGCUUGGAAAACGAAGAUGCAAGAAUCGAAAACAGACCAAGAAACGAAAGGCAGAGAUGGAGAGCAACCCAGAGAGGAAGGAAGAAGAACAGAGGAGAUCGGCCUUGAGAAACCUUCUAAUGGAGCCAACCAAGACUUUGCAGGCAUUGUGUCACAUGUCAGUGGGAAGUGUCCUGCAAUCAAGGUUCCUUGAAUGGACCUCAAGCACUUACCCCUGGAGGAACUGGCUGCAGAACUGUCCAAGGGAGUCUUCAGCUAUCAGAGGAACUCUGUCAUUGAUGCAGCUGUUAGGGAAACACAGCAGGGCAAAAAGGAUGAGUCAGCUACUACAAGUGCAGUUACAGAGACCAGGGAGACCGAAGCAGGUGCUUCUGAGGAAACAGUUCUCAAAGACUCACAAAGGGAAGAAGAAGAACCUCAGCAGGGAACGACUGAAAGGACGGAUGGUAAUGGGCUCUGCAGAGAUGGCGGAAGCAUGAUGGAUGAAAAUGCAGGAACGACCAACGAGAGAGUUGAUGGGAUUGAGGAUAAACUGUGCCAAAAUGAGGACUCUGAUGAUGACCCCGAGGGUACCGAUAGACAGCCACAAGCGACAAAGAAGAGGAAGCUAUCCAAAAUAUCCACCUCUCCUGGCAAAGAUGAUGCCAAGAGCAAGAGGAACAAGACUGCAAAGAUGCCUUUCCAGUCUACCAGUGUUAUGCAUGUCAAGAUUAUCAGUAAAGCCUUGAAAGGAAAGAAGGGCAAGGGUAAAAGAGGUAAAAGAAGUGAAUGA